ACCUCUUUAAACAUCUCGACCCGGCACAUCUCCCUGGACACUUCUCGUCAACACACAGUCGCCAUGUCUAACGCAGAGCUCGCCUCCUCCUACGCAGCCCUCAUCCUCGCUGAUGACGGUGCCGAAAUCACUGCCGACAAGCUCCAGACCCUCAUCAAGGCCGCCAAAAUCGAGGACAUCGAGCCCAUAUGGACACAGCUUUUCGCAAAGGCUCUUGAGGGCAAGGACGUCAAGGACCUUCUUUUGAACGUCGGCUCCGGUGGUGGUGCCGCCCCCGCUGCUGGCGGUGCCGCUGCUGGAGGUGCUGCUGAUGCUGCGGCACCCGCCGAGGAGGAGAAGGAGGAGGAGAAGGAGGAGUCAGACGACGACAUGGGCUUCGGUCUUUUCGACUAAAUGUCUUCUUUCUUCGGUUUCUUUGCCAUUCGCCUUUGCGAGGGGGUUUCAAAAAGGGUCAGCGGUCGGAUCAUGCAUAUUCCCAUUCCUGCGGCAGGUCUGGUCAUUGGCUGCCUGUAACGCUAUCUGGCAUAUCCAAAUUCCUGCGGUGAAUCUA
This is a messenger RNA of Periconia digitata, 550 nucleotides long. The record is from the annotation of a GenBank genome assembly. Lineage: Eukaryota; Fungi; Ascomycota; Dothideomycetes; Pleosporales; Periconiaceae.